This is a messenger RNA of Armigeres subalbatus, 788 nucleotides long. RefSeq lists its product as uncharacterized. Lineage: Eukaryota; Metazoa; Arthropoda; Insecta; Diptera; Culicidae. Bases 164 to 469 code for a protein of 101 amino acids. The transcript is spliced from 2 exons. The record is from RefSeq and is a predicted model, not a curated record.
AUUUUACUGCAAAGCCGCCAUUAGUAAAAAAAACAUUGAAUAUUUGUGAAUCCUUUUGUUUGAUUUACUUGAAUAAAAAUACUUUUACCUUUUGUUAAAAUAGUUUCCUUCAGUUUGUUGAACAUUUUAUAUGUAGAAUUGUGUUAUCUUUUGCGUGCAGAAAAUGAAGAAAUCGAAUCACCGUCCGCCGUCGAAGCAAUCCACUUUGGCCAAUCGUUUGACGGAAGCAGCAAGCUACAACCCGAGCUGUAUCUGCAAGCGGCCAAAGACGAAGAUUGUUUGCGAUUUAUGUAACUUUGCGUCGUACGGGCGAGUGCUCCGCCCGUGUGUGGCCCAUCCGAAUGUCUUCUAUUUGAUGGAUUUCCAACAUUGUCCGAAAUGUCGCCAGAGCUAUCGCUUUCUCAAGGAAGUUCCAGAAAACGGCAACCAGAGCGGAUUAACCAAUAUCAAGUUGGGUAAGAGGGUUUAAAGUGGUUUAAGCGUGAAUGAAUUGACACUUAUUUAAUAAAGGCGAAGGUCGCAAAACGUAAAUAACGACUAAGCAUAUUUCUGCUCCCAUCCAACUAUUGCUUGAAAGUGGUAGACCUCCGCGGAUUCUAACAAAUAGUAGUUGGAAACGUAAGGAGUCAAUCUUUCUAAAAUCAGAGAAAGAAGUGAAUGUUUAUGUUUGCGGCUUUCGCCCAUUUUAAAACUACGUACGAUUCUUUUUCAUUUUAAAAAAACAAACUAAAAGUAAAUGUAGUUAACAUCUACCAACAAAAGUGCAUAAAUAGACGACCAGAAAUAUA